AUGGCGAACAGCUCUUCUUCUCUGGUAUCCCUGGCCGUGACGGCUGCAGGGGCCGUGGCUCUCUACGGUCUUGUGCGCGUGACUCGCGCUCGUAUCUACGACGCUAUGAUCGUCAAGCUGACGACCGGCUGGUAUGCGGAGGUGCUGGGGCGGCUCCCGAAGGGCAGCAAGUUCCUGGACGUUGGUAUCGGCACAGGUCUCGCGUUGAUCAACAACGGAGAUCAACUCAAGGCCAAGAACAUUACAGUGGACGGAGUGGACUACGACGAAGACUACGUGGUGCGCUGUCGGGCACUGCUGAAGGAGUCGCAGCUGACGAGCCACGUCCAGGUGCACCACGCUUCCAUCUACGACUACCGAGGAGGCCCCUAUGACGCCGUCUACUUCAGCUCGUCGCUUAUGCUCAUGCCCGACGCAGUGAAGGCGCUGCAGCACUGCGUGGCCAUGUUAAAGCCUGGAACUGGAAAGGUCUACGUGACGCAGACCAUCCAGACGAGCCACUCGAUGCUCGUGGAGAUCGGCAAGCCGCUACUCAAGUUCCUCACGACCAUCGACUUCGGCACGGUCACGUACGAGGAAGAUCUACUCAAUACGUUUAAGAAGGCCGGUCUGACGCUGCUAGAGCAUGUGCCGAUCUCAGGGUCGACGAUGACGUCCACACGGUCGUUCAGACUGUUCGUGCUGGAACCGUAG
Messenger RNA from Phytophthora nicotianae INRA-310, 693 nucleotides. RefSeq lists its product as hypothetical. Lineage: Eukaryota; Oomycota; Peronosporomycetes; Peronosporales; Peronosporaceae. The record is from RefSeq and is a predicted model, not a curated record. The coding region runs from base 1 to 693 and encodes 230 amino acids. The transcript has a single exon.